Messenger RNA from Fusarium pseudograminearum CS3096, 1506 nucleotides. RefSeq lists its product as uncharacterized. The transcript has 3 exons. The coding region runs from base 1 to 1506 and encodes 501 amino acids. The record is from RefSeq and is a predicted model, not a curated record. Gene Ontology annotation, cellular component: mitochondrion. Gene Ontology annotation, biological process: glycerophospholipid biosynthetic process. Lineage: Eukaryota; Fungi; Ascomycota; Sordariomycetes; Hypocreales; Nectriaceae.
AUGCAACGUUUCGGUGUCGUCGGCCAGUGCCGAUUCGCUGCACGUCGGUUAACGCAGCCUCGGUCUGUCGCGCCGGUAGCAGCGACAGCCCUGAGGGCUUCAUGUCUAUCGCAAAGGACAUUCCAUACAUCUCAUACCGCUCUGUCGAAACCAAAGGGGUCAUUGGGCGUCAACCCGAAUAACUUUGAAGAGCCCACCGAUCUGGCACGCAAGAUAUUCUCCGAGUUCGCUUUUGCAUUUGAUAUCGAUGGCGUUUUGUAUCAGGGUCGUAACAGGGUGGAUGGAGCUGACAAGGUUAUCAAAAUGCUCAGAAGCAAUGGCAUCAGAUACGUCUUCUUGACAAACGGUGGUUGCGUUCCCGAGAGCAAGAAAGAGGAAAGUUUGCAGGAGCGACUACAGAUCCCCAAGCAUGAAGAUGCUAUAAAGGGAAGAAUGAUUCUUUCGCAUACGCCAAUGAGUGGUUGGAGUGAAGAUAUAAAGAACGAUGGCACAAUUCUGAUUACAGGUUCUCAUCCUGAGAAAGCUCGACAGAUUGCUCUUGAUUAUGGCUUCAAGCGCGUCGUCACCCCGGCAGACAUUCUUGCUGAGUGUGGUGAUGUGUUCCCUUUUGAGCAUAUUGAGGGCGAGAUCAACGGCAAACCUGUGCCACUACCUGAUGGCAAGCGGAUCCCUCUGCUCAAAGACCCUUAUAGCACAAACAUCCCCGCAAAUGCCGUAAAGAUUGACCACAUCUUUAUCUGGAACGACCCGAGAGAUUGGUCUGUUGAUAUUCAACUCAUCCACGACUUGUUGAUCUCUCACCAAGGCUACCUCGGCACUGUUUCGAACUUGAACGGAAAUGAGAAGCUACCCAACAAUGGAUGGCAGCAAGAUGGACAGCCCGGGCUGUGGAUUUCCAACCUCGAUCUGCUGUGGAAGACAAACUACCCCGUGAAUCGAUUUGGAACAGGCGCUUUCAUGGAAGCCUUGAAGGGAGUAUGGUCCACGACGACAAACGGAAAGGAACUUGAGUACAGCGCUCUUGGCAAACCUUCCAACCACACCUACAGGUACGCUCACGAAAGGCUACUGCAAUACUACCACGACAUGGCGUGCAACCGCGGCCAGAGCCCUGGGCAUGAUAAGUCCAAGUGCCAUCCUCUCCGCCGCGUCUACAUGAUCGGCGAUAACCCGGAAAGCGAUAUCCGGGGAGCCAGCGAGUUCGAGGCAGAGGACGGAACCGAGUGGGUGCCCAUCCUGGUGCGAACUGGCGUCUGGCGACAGACUGCGACAGAGAAGGAGCCCCGGUACAAGCCGGCCGUCAUCGUAGACGACGUGGUAGAUGCCCUGGUCUGGGCGCUCAACAACGAGGGCAUCAAGGCUGAUAGGGAGUGGGUCUUGUCUGCUCUAUCGCAUACGAAGGGUUACGUUAAGCUGCCGCCGCUGGAGGGUGGCGUGCAUAACGGCGAUCUGGAAGUGGGAGCCAAGUACCCCAGUGAGUUGGAGGCUACUGAAGCGAAGUUGUAG